Lentinula edodes (shiitake mushroom) is the source of this 1522-nucleotide messenger RNA. Its product is annotated as ribonucleotide reductase small subunit. Gene Ontology annotation, molecular function: oxidoreductase activity. Bases 110 to 1366 code for a protein of 418 amino acids. The record is from RefSeq and is a predicted model, not a curated record. The transcript has 6 exons. NCBI's taxonomy places the organism in Eukaryota, Fungi, Basidiomycota, Agaricomycetes, Agaricales, Omphalotaceae. Gene Ontology annotation, biological process: deoxyribonucleotide biosynthetic process.
UGAACAACACCGCGAGAAUUUUUUUGGUUUAAAAAGCAACCCAAAAAGUUAGUCGCUCACUCAGUGCCACCACCACCACCUUACCUUCACACCCCCACUCAUUUUGCAAAUGUCUACCACUCCUACGCGUUACCCUUCUCCAGGGCCUACUCCUAGCAAAAAGGCUGCUGCUGCCUUAGCUUCAUUUACCUUCGACUCGCCUACCAAGAAAUCUGCGAAGAAGGUCGUUGUUGACGAUAAACGUCGCUCUACCUCACCGGCUUCUCUAGAGGAGAAUGAAGACCAAUGCGUAGAAGAAGACACCACUCAGACCACGUCCGCUGAGGAACUCGCUGCCUUGCAGAAACGGUUUGUUGGAGAGGUCGAAUUGCCAGAGAGCGAAGAACCACUUCUGUUAGAGUCAAGACGUCGUUUUGUGUUGUUCCCCAUUCAAUACCAUGAGAUAUGGCAAAUGUACAAGAAGGCCGAGGCCUCUUUCUGGACUGCGGAAGAGAUGGAUUUAUCAAAAGACCUUCAUGACUGGAACAACCGCCUGAAUGACAGCGAACGAUUCUUCAUCUCCCGUGUCCUCGCGUUCUUUGCCGCCUCUGAUGGCAUUGUCAACGAGAAUCUUCUCGAACGCUUCUCGAACGAAGUACAGGUCGCUGAGGCGCGUUGCUUCUACGGGUUCCAGAUUAUGAUGGAGAACAUUCACUCCGAGACUUACUCUCUUCUCAUCGACACAUACAUCAAAGACCCUGUCGAACGUGAUUUCCUUUUUGAUGCUAUCGAGACUAUUCCUUGCAUCAAGCGCAAGGCCGAGUGGGCUCUGCGCUGGAUCAGUGACGAACACUCGGUUUUCGGCGAGCGUCUCGUAGCCUUUGCUGCUGUUGAAGGCAUUUUCUUCUCUGGCUCCUUCGCGUCCAUCUUUUGGAUGAAGAAGCGUGGAUUAAUGCCUGGCUUGGCGUUCUCAAACGAGCUCAUCAGUCGUGAUGAGGGUAUGCAUACCGACUUCGCCUGCCUUCUCUUCAGCCACCUCCGUCGUCGUCCUCAUCCUGACACCGUUGAACGUAUUAUCAAAGAAGCAGUCGCUAUCGAGCAAGAGUUCUUGACUGACGCGCUUCCUGUAAGCUUGAUCGGCAUGAACGCGACAUUGAUGUGUCAAUAUAUCGAGUUCGUUGCCGAUCGACUACUCGUCGCUCUCGGCAACAAGAAGUUGUACAACUCGACGAACCCCUUCGACUUUAUGGACAUGAUCUCGCUUCAAGGGAAGACCAACUUUUUUGAGAAGCGGGUGUCCGAUUACUCAAAGGCUGGUGUGAACCAUUCUGGUGACAACACUACAACACAAGCUUCAAAGACAUUUGUGCUCGACGAAGACUUCUAAACAUCGAAGAAACCGCCGUCGUUGCAUGAUUUCUCAUACUGUAAUUUAUCGCUCACGCAUUGCUAUCUCAUCGGUCAAUUCUGUAAUUCUCUUUGUUAUAAUUAGAUAUGUAUCCUCACUAGCUCUAUCAAAUAUUCAAUAAAAUUUUUUUGAAAG